UUUAUCAAGACAAAGAUUACAAUAACGAAGUAUAUUGGGAAUGCCUAAUAUUAAAAAAGUCUCACGAGAAAAAGAAAGAGCCACAAAACGAAGAAUUAAUAUCGACUCACCAGAAAUUAGACGAAAGUUACAAUACAUCGAAGAGCAGCUUAAUAAAGGACAUAACGAAUACGAAUAUAGAGAGUUGCUCAAUGAAUAUUAUACCAUCACUGGAAACGAACACGCCUUACGAAAAAGCAAUUCAACUACUGAAAUCCCGCUACUACAGCAACAGAGUGAAACAACUAUCGACGGAGAAGGCUCUAGCAAAAUGUUUGGAAGAGAAAAUAAUUUUAAUGACACCAGAACAGAAUCUAGAAACGCUAUCGUAUCAGGAUGUCAGCUGGAUAGUGAAGAAGGAUCAACAACUUUUCCUCCAAAGUGCGAAAAUGUUACUGAAAGCGAAAAAGAAACAGAUACAACAAGCGGAGAAAAUAUUAUUGAAAUUUCGUCAGACGAGGAAUGGGUCGAAGAGAUCGAGGAAAAAGAAACCAUUGCAUGCUGCGACAACAUUACCCGUACCAACAGAUGCGCAGAAUUAAAGUUAGAUAACUCGGAACUACUAUGUUUUAACAAAGAAUUAAAGCGAGGCUUUGAUAUUUUCCAUGUUAUUCAUACAGGGAAACCAACAACAUCAAUAUGGUACAACCAAAAGGAAACGAAAUGCGACGCCCUGGACCUUUGCUCUAAGACCCACACAAUAUGUAAAUACUUUGAUGGAAAAGAGAGCGAAUAUUCAGGGCAACUUCACACCCACGUUAUCCUCGCCAGCUAAGUCUUGGACAAAUCCGAACGAAGUCCCGAAUUUCAGAGAACGACAAUACCUCUGCAGGGGAUG
Molecule: messenger RNA, 877 nt
Organism: Hydra vulgaris (swiftwater hydra)
Lineage: Eukaryota; Metazoa; Cnidaria; Hydrozoa; Anthoathecata; Hydridae
Source: RefSeq, a predicted model, not a curated record